This is a messenger RNA of Durusdinium trenchii, 1521 nucleotides long. The record is from the annotation of a GenBank genome assembly. Lineage: Eukaryota; Dinophyceae; Suessiales; Symbiodiniaceae.
AUGGUGUAUACAGCCCGUGCGGAAGGUGGCGCCACCCUCCUUCGAGGAACCACCAAGUGGAAGGAGGUCCGUGUACCAGGGCGGCUUCCCUUGGUCACUGAGAGCAAUGGGCGUUGGAAGCAUCGAGAGACCUUUCAAUCGGGCUUUGCGGAUGAGGCAACGUACAGCGAGAAGCUACGGCGCUCCGCUCCUGCCUCGCGCUGUGGAAGUGGCUCAGUGUCCACGAUGUCGUCCGUUGCGUCAACUCCACGGGAGAAGCUCCCCUGUCGAAGCCUCUUCAGGAGCCAAGAGAGCGAUUCCGACGUGGAAGCCCGCGCAGCUCUCGCCGCGCGCCCCGCCUUGCGUGCCAUCCAACUGGACUCCCUUAGCGCUUUGACCGCCCAGCGCUCCGAGCGCGGGCGGGCUGCGGUGCUCAAGGCAAGCUUCAGUGCUGCUGACAAGGACCGAGACAACCAGCUCAGUCGCGCAGAGUUCUCCUUGAUGCUCCGGCGAGCCUUCCCGGAGAUGUCUCGACAGCAGAUCGACAAGGAGUGGGCCAUUGCUGACUGUCAGGGGACCGGUUCGAUCAGUUUCAACGAGUUCGUCGAAUGGCUGCGACCCGAGGAUGAUGCGUUGACGCACAUCCCGCUGCUGGCCAGCUUCCGGCUGUGGGACCUCUCAGAGAGCGGCGGCAUCAGUUUCAAGGAGAUGGACUUCACCCUGAAGAAGGCGCCCCGUGGAACGCGCGCCGUGCGCGUGGAACCACGCGGUAAUUGGGGUUUACUCUCGCACCUGCUAGGUGACUUGUCCUUUCUGGACUUCGCCCAGAUCCUCUUUCCGCCGGAAAGCCACCUCACUGGAUGGGUAGGAGGGACCGGUUCAGUGCGGGAACCGCAGGAGGUCUCAAAGGUCAUUCACCCUGAAUCGCCGCUCAUUUUCCCUCGGCUGCGAUCGCCGAUCGAGGGCCACAUUCGUUUGGAACGUGAAUGCGCUGGCCACUUCGAGGCUUUGGGGGAGUCGCUCCGAGAUCAAGCUUCACAGCUCUUGGGAGCAGAAGGACCGCAGAGGCGCGGGCGAGUCUCUGGUGAGUACAAGUUCCAGUUCUCGCUUCACUUCGAACCUCGAAGUGAACAUGGUGGUCUUUGCCAGACAGGCGUGCUGGUCGCUUCCGCUCGUGAUGCGGAGGGCAGGCCGUUGCCAUUGACCUGUCGGUGGCGGAGGCGGAUUGGCUCGCACACGGUGGAAAUCCCGGGCAUCACCUCGUCCAUGUAUCAUGCCUCGGCAGAUGAUGUGGGCAUGCAGAUCAUUUGCCUCGCCGAGCCAGAGGGUCAUCGACAGCUGGGGGUGGCGCAGGCGGUGAUUGGACCCUUCGAGCUGGAUCCGAUCACACGGAUGAGCCUGGAGAACAUCGUGUCCUCCGGCGCCUCGCGCUUUCCGGUGCGGCACUUCCGUGACCAGAACGACCCCCAUCCGCGUGACUUGCAGAUCCAUGUCACGCAGGACGACCGCACCACACGGGGAGACUGCACCGAAGGGCCGUAA